Cajanus cajan (pigeon pea) is the source of this 1986-nucleotide messenger RNA. RefSeq names its product purple acid phosphatase. Gene Ontology annotation, molecular function: metal ion binding; acid phosphatase activity. The record is from RefSeq and is a predicted model, not a curated record. NCBI's taxonomy places the organism in Eukaryota, Viridiplantae, Streptophyta, Magnoliopsida, Fabales, Fabaceae.
AAAGAGAUUAAAGAAUAAGUAAGAGAGAGAAAGUGAAAGAUGCAUGAUGUGACGUGAUAGAUGCAUGAAUAUUAUAUGAUUACUUUAUUAUUAUUAUUUUCAUUUCACCGCCUCGAAGUCUCAACUCAGCUGAAACCAUCCAUUGGUUCGUUUCUUCGCGGUAAUCCUAAACCGAACUGUUUUUUGUCUUUCGAACAAAACGAUGUAAAAUGUUGUGUUGCUUGCUUCACGGACCCGUUGUCAAGUUGACUUAUAAUCUGAGGAUUGCAUUGGAUUGGAACAAUAAAUACGAGAUCGAGUGCUACGACCUGGAUCAAUAGGAUCCACAACAUGGGUACUGUGGAGGGUCUUUUAGCAUUUGCUUUGGUUCUGAAUGUGUGUGUGGUGUGCAAUGGAGGCACAAGCAGCUCCUUCGUUAGGAAGGUCGAGAAGACUGUGGAUAUGCCACUUGACAGCGAUGUCUUUACAGUCCCUCCUGGUUACAAUGCUCCUCAACAGGUUCAUAUAACUCAAGGUGACCUUGUGGGGAGAGCAGUGAUUGUGUCAUGGGUAACGGUGGAUGAACCGGGGUCGAGUGAAGUACGUUACUGGCGUGAGAACAGUCACAGGAAGAAGAUUGCUGAAGGCAAAGUUGUUACUUAUAGGUACUUCAAUUACUCUUCUGGGUUUAUUCAUCACACCACCAUCAGCCACUUGGAGUACAACAGCAAAUACUACUAUGAAGUUGGGCUUACAAACACAACAAGGCAGUUUUGGUUUAUGACUCCUCCUGAAAUUGGUCCUGAUGUGCCAUACACAUUUGGUCUCAUAGGGGAUCUUGGUCAGAGUUUUGAUUCUAAUAAGACUCUUUCUCACUAUGAAUUGAACCCAAGAAAAGGACAAACUAUACUGUUUGUUGGAGACCUGUCUUAUGCGGAUAACUACCCAAAUCAUGAUAAUGUUAGAUGGGAUACUUGGGGAAGGUUCACAGAAAGGAGUGUUGCUUAUCAGCCAUGGAUAUGGACUGCAGGGAACCAUGAAAUUGAUUUUGCUCCAGAAAUUGGUGAAACCGUACCAUUCAAGCCGUAUACCCACCGUUACCGUGUUCCUUAUAGAGCAUCUCAGAGUACUUCACCCUUCUGGUAUUCUAUCAAGAGAGCUUCAGCACACAUCAUUGUCUUGGCCUCAUAUUCAGCAUAUGGCAAAUAUACACCACAAUAUAAAUGGCUUGAAGAGGAGCUACCGAAAGUUAACAGGACAGAGACUCCUUGGUUGAUUGUUCUCAUGCAUUCACCUUGGUAUAAUAGCUACAAUUAUCACUAUAUGGAAGGGGAAACGAUGAGAGUAAUGUAUGAGCCCUGGUUUGUGAAGUACAAGGUUGAUGUAGUGUUUGCUGGUCAUGUUCAUGCCUAUGAACGAUCUGAGCGUGUUUCCAAUGUUGCAUACAAUGUUGUAAAUGGUCUUUGCAGUCCUAUAAAAGAUCAAUCAGCUCCUGUAUAUAUAACCAUUGGCGAUGGAGGAAAUCUUGAAGGCUUAGCAACCAAUAUGACAGAACCACAGCCAGAGUACUCAGCAUUCCGAGAGGCCAGCUUCGGACAUGCUAUUUUUGAGAUAAAGAACCGAACUCAUGCUUACUACGGCUGGCACCGAAAUCAAGAUGGAGUUGCUGUGGAGGCUGAUUCCCUUUGGUUUUACAACAGAUUCUGGCACCCAGUUGAUGAUUCCACCGUUCAUGUUUCACAUUAACACACAGUCAUUGGUCUUUUGAGGAGGGAGAAUACCACCCAAUCUGAUGUCAAUAAAUUCACGAAAUUGAUUGUAUGCCAAUACCAUCAACAUUGAUUAGUAGUAUCUUUGUAUCUUUGUCACAUAAUUGCAAAUUGCUUGCUUCUAUUCUGAAACACUUCACAUUCUCAUCAUGUAAUUUUUGGUGGCACUGGAUAAACACAUAAAACAGUUGCUUAUCAAAUCCAUCAUCCAAUAAACUUCUCAACAUACUUCGGUGCA